UCCUCGUUGAAGAGCGAGGUAUGGCUGCUGUCCCGGGGGCGGAGAAUCCGGGUGAUGAUGUAGAGGAGGAGGCGCUUGUCCGGUGGGGCCGAGUGAAUCGUCGGUGCGCCGCUGUGGCGGAUGAGGUUGGUGAUCCCAAGCUCUCGAAUGACGACCGCCUCGUUGUUGAGGAUCCAAUCGUCGCCACCAUAGGUUGCGAUGUCGUCACCGCGGAUGGGCAGCCCUGCGACCCGAGCAAAGGUAGGCAAAUCAAUCUCUAUGUCGUAGAGAUUGAUGCUGCUGCGAAUGGUGUCCCCGUCACGGCGGAGAUUGGAGUAGAAAGCCCGGACGAAGGCGGGAUUGAAGCUCGAGCGGCUCUUGGAGACGAAUGGCCACAAACCCGACGCUUGGAGUUGGUUGUCGAGGUCGUGGUACCCUUUGUCUUGGGGAAACAACUCUGGGAGCAUGCGAGGUGGAGAGAUCGGGCGCUUGGCAAAGUGAGUGAGGAAGCGCUUAAAAACCGCCGCUGGACGCCAUCUCUUCCUUUCGCCUUCUUCACCACCGUUCGUCUACAACUCCGCUGCUCACCCGACUCGUUCUUCCUCCUGUCCAGGUCAGUUCCUUCUCUCGCCGCCAUGAUUGUCUCAGAUUCCGAUUUGGCUACCCCAUCGUCCAAUUCUCGCCAAGCCGGUCAAUCGGCCUCUGACCGUAACCCCGACCACACUCCAUCACCCCGGCCGUCGCCGUCGGCCGUGCCUGGCCACAAACGGCGUCGAUUGAGGAAGCAAUACCCUUCCUCAACUCCGGUAGAUGAGGGCUCAAGGGUUAAAUUGGACGAAAACAUCAUGGCGUUGUGCCAUUGUCAAAUUACUGACCGGGGGUUCGCCGAUGCCACUGACAUGGUUGGACCCUCCAUCGAGGUCAUGAGACCUACCAGCACUCAAACUGCUCUAGACGCACCGUCGGGGUUCUUCACGGUCCAUCUGGCGUCUUUGAAGAAGGGGCUGCGCUUCCCACUCCACCCGUUGUUGAUCGAAUUCCUCAACGUGGUGGACCUUCUCCCGUGCAAACUGGUCCCCAACUCUCACCGGUACAUCGCCGGCUACCUGGUCCGGUGCAAAGAUGUAGGGGUGAAGCCGACCUUGGACCAUUUCAUAUUCACCUUCAAACUGACCAAGGGCCAUAAAGAUUGGGCGUCCUAUGCCAGGCGCCCUUCCUUCCGUCGCAUCCCACGCCCCCCACCUGAUGCCACCCUUUUGUCUAUCACUCGCCAAUUCUGCAAUAAGGGAGUUAUGAACAUCAAAGAGGUGGUGACAGAGGAAACCCUUGCCGGGUUGGGGUUGGAGUUUGUCCAGGAUGAGCUUCGCCACCAACCCGACCUACUGAGGGACAUCCCCGGGGGGCAUCAGCCUGACGAGCUGAAGGACAUUCCUGAGGAAGGUCUUGACUGUGGUCCUUUUGUGGAAUUACAAGAUUUAGGAGAGGAGAUGGACAGCGAUCUCCUGCUCAGUCGCUUCACUGCAGGGAGGAAAAGGAAGAGAGAGACGAAGGGCCAGGGCAAACGUCCUUCAUCCCACCACGAGGAGGGUCCUUCUCAAGCGCCGGCCGUAAUUGUGGUGGAGGACCAAGAAGAUGCUACCCAGGAACCGGGUACCAUGGCUGGCCAAUCCCCUCCACACCCCGUGAUGCAGGGUGGCGAACUCGCCGGGUCGUCUCAGGGCAUUGCCUUGGAGCGACCUCCAUCACCACCCGCAGUGACCUACGAGGUGGCGACCGGGGGUCGCUCGACGAGGCUCUGCAUCCCUCCCCUGCCCCAAAGCCUAGGGGACGUACAGCUGGAGACUCUUAUCACUCUGCCUGCAGAAGACCAGGCUCGUAUCUCGGCAGGCUCCGAGGACGACCUUGACAACAUGUGGCCGUCGGUGAAACCGCCGCCACCACCUCCAAACCCUUAUGAAGACUUUAGUGAGGCGUACGAGGCCCUCUCCGCCAACCGCCUGCCUGACGGGCGGAUUGACUGGGAUGCUCCAUGCCCCCUCCAUUCCCUGCAAUGUAUGGCCUGGGAGAGCUUUCAAGAUGAGCACUUACCCCUCCUGGAGCAUGAGUGCGCAUACUACGCAAGUCUUGAGCGAUGGACUAGCGAGAGUCGCACCAGUUCGCCGGUGAGGCCUACGGAGGAGGUUGUGUUAGGGGAAGAACUGGGUUCUCCCCUACCUCGCCCCGCUUGCCAUUCACUUCCCCAGAAGACCCCUAGGCGACCUGAAGUAGCUCGGGCGGCUCCAGGAUCUCCGUCCUCGCCUAGGUGAUGCUGGUUGGGGUUCACAGAGAAGUGAGCCGUCCCCCGUCCUUCCUUGGCAGGAGAAGGGCGGUGGGUUUUUGCCGAGGCUGGGGGCGACCACUCCCGUUCCAUGUUGGGGAAGAAAGGUGGUCGUCCUGG
Molecule: messenger RNA, 2416 nt
Organism: Cuscuta campestris
Lineage: Eukaryota; Viridiplantae; Streptophyta; Magnoliopsida; Solanales; Convolvulaceae
Source: the annotation of a GenBank genome assembly